AGAACUUAUCGACGCGCAACAUUUGAUAAUAAUAAACAUAAUAAAUGGCUAAGCGAAAUAUACGUGCAAAGGCCAAGAGUGCCGUGGGAGUUGCAAAGCAGAAGACGCAGGAAGUGCAGGCGAAGUUAAAUAAAGCUGCACGCCAGGACAAAUUGCUGCACAAGACCCUGACGCCGAAGAAGACGACAACAAAAAAGGAAAAAUCAGCCCAAAAGCACAAGAAAUUGAUAAAGCGUUUUGUCGAGAUGAAAAAGGAGUUGAAGGAGGAGCAUGCACGCAAGAAUCGAGAGAAGACCAAAGUUAUUGGCGAUUUGAAACCGCUGAGAGACGAUUUGCCCUCGCUGGGCGACAUCUACAAGCUGGUGAAGAGCCAGAAGAGGGAAAAGAUCGGAGAGAGCACUUUGCCAGCAGAAUCCGAGCCGCUGAGUGCAAAGGAAAAGAUCAAAAAGAAACGCAUCGAGUGUGUGAACAAAGUGCAGUCCUUUGAGAGACUGAUCAAGGACAAGAAAUUCAAACGGAAUCCACGCGAAGUGAUUGCGAAUCACAUACGCAACAGGUAUCAGGCCAUGGAGGAGGACGACAUGGAAUAGGAAUCACUAUAAAUUAAGGGAUUGUAAUUUGCACUUUGAUUUUAUUUAUUAAGAGUUAUCAGUAAUACAUAUGCAUUAUGUAUAGCUUUAUCAUUUAACGAUAUUACACAUAAGAAUGUAAAAUUGUAAGCAUUAUAAAGUAAGUGGGAGUCAACAGAACGCAAAUAGAGAGGUUUUUAUAAUGUAUAAAUAAAGCAAAUGGAGAACUGUUACUUUGUA
Molecule: messenger RNA, 809 nt
Organism: Drosophila grimshawi
Lineage: Eukaryota; Metazoa; Arthropoda; Insecta; Diptera; Drosophilidae
Product: protein FAM207A
Exons: 1
Coding region: 45-590 (181 amino acids)
Biological process (GO): maturation of SSU-rRNA from tricistronic rRNA transcript (SSU-rRNA, 5.8S rRNA, LSU-rRNA)
Cellular component (GO): preribosome, small subunit precursor; nucleolus; 90S preribosome
Source: RefSeq, a predicted model, not a curated record